This is a messenger RNA of Hyla sarda, 2270 nucleotides long. RefSeq names its product transmembrane protein 163 (gene TMEM163). NCBI's taxonomy places the organism in Eukaryota, Metazoa, Chordata, Amphibia, Anura, Hylidae. Gene Ontology annotation, molecular function: zinc ion binding. The record is from RefSeq and is a predicted model, not a curated record. Gene Ontology annotation, cellular component: synaptic vesicle membrane. The transcript is spliced from 8 exons. The coding region runs from base 330 to 1184 and encodes 284 amino acids.
AGAAUCUCAGCCCCCUAUAGUGCCCUUUGCAUUUAGUCACUGGAUACCAUGCAAUGUGCACAGGGCUGGUAUUGGAAGCAGGACCCCCCAUUCCAGCUGUGGCCCCCCUAUGAGUGUGUGGGACAGUCACCUGCCUGUCUCCCCCCCUGCAGAGCUGAGUGAUGCUGCAGCCUGAGCUCAGACUAUAGGAGGCAGGAUUCAGUGCUGUCCUCCUCUGCCAGGCUGCAGCCCUCUCCCUUACACUAGUAGUGAUCCAGCAGCCUCCAGUGCACACACAGCACCCACCCUCUCCUCACACCUGGGUGCCACAUUCCUCCUCUCCAGCCAUCAUGGACCCCUUUGACACAGAGCUCUGCUAUCCCCCGGACCCCAGCGUUGUGCAGCCCAAUUGUAACGGGCAACCACGUCCAGAGCAGCCCCCCAGCAAGACCCUGGAGGUCCCAGUCCAGAUGGAUAGAGAUCAGCAGAUGAAGAUGAGUGAGAGCGGCCAGUUCAGUGACCUGGUGGAGAACAGAGGUUUAUUAGAGAGCAGCACAAAACUUAAGCCACAGGAAGCCCAAAACUACAGGAAAAAAGCCUUAUGGGUAUCGUGGACGUCCAUUGUUGUCACGUUGGUGUUGGCGAUCGCGGCUUUUACUGUCUCUGUGAUGCGGUCCAGUGCGUCAUCCUUUGGCUUUGCAUUUGACGCGGUUCUGGACGUCUUCUCCUCAGCCAUCGUCUUAUGGCGCUACAGCAACGCAGCUGCCGUACACUCGGCGCACAGGGAAUACUUAGCCUGCGUGAUCCUGGGUGUGAUAUUCCUGCUGUCAGCGCUCUGCAUCGUGGUAAAAGCCAUCCAUGACCUUUCUAUCCGAGUGCUCCCAGAAGUUGAUAGUUUUAUAUUCAGUGUCUCCAUUUUAAGUGGAAUCCUCUGUACUCUAUUGGCUGUCGCAAAAUUUAUGUUAGGAAGAAUCCUGACGAGUCGAGCGCUGAUCACUGAUGGAUUUAACUCUUUGGUGGGCGGCGUCAUGGGAUUCUCCAUUCUCAUAAGCGCUGAGGUGUACAAGCAGCACUCCUCUGUCUGGUACCUGGACGGAUCGGUCGGAAUCAUGAUCGGACUAAUAAUCAUGACCUACGGGAUUAAAUUAUUAACAGAUAUGGUUCCCCGUGUGAGACAGACUCGCCACUACGAGAUGUUUGAAUGAAGGGACCGAGGGGGGGAACCUGUUUACUCCCUAAAAACUUUCCAUCACAAAUGACAGCAGCCAGUCUCCUAACAGAGCGCACCCCACUUAUAUUGUUGGGGGUGUGCAAAAAUUCAAAACCAUACACCGACCCGUCUACGCAAAACGUAACAAAUAUCAGACCGGUACGUGAGGGGCGAAUCUCAUGAGGGACACGUCCUGAAAAAAAAGUGGCGCACAAACCUCUGUGAAACGGACUUAUUAUAUUUUUACCUAUAGUCGUUCUCUACGUAUCUACAGAAUAGAAACCCCGACCCCGGAACAUGGACGACCCAUGGACGCAACGGCUGAAUGACGCUGCAAAGACAGAAUUACAGAAUAUUUUUUUAUAUACGUAUAUAUAUAUAUAUAUAUAUAUAUAUUCUAUGUGUGCGGAGCGGCCUCGUGUAUGUGUUUUAACUCCACAAGCACAGAAUGAACCCAAAAGAUCUACAGCACAAACCGUAGAACAUUCCAUGUCCUCAUAGAGAAUCUCCCAUCAGAACAUUCUACUACUUCAUCAUAUCUAUUAUAUUCUUGUCCAUAGGGGGCAGCAUUGUAGUAGUUAGUGCCGGUUCAGUGAAGAUAUUCCGCUUAGUUUUUUAGGACGGUGGGUGAAUUUUUCCUGGUAACAACCUGUUUAGUUACAACCUCUCUCUUCAAAUCAUACGAAAUGCAAUAGCCAGCAGGGGGCAGAAGUGUGCACAAGAGAAAGCUCCUCCCAUAAAUCUGUGCUACCUCCUGAGGCAUGAUGGGAGGCACAUUAUAAUGUCUUUGUUACUUCACUUAAAAGUUACCUGAGUUUUUAGAAAAAAAAAUAUUUUCAUUGGUCGGGGUCUGGGUGUUCAAACCCCAACCGAUCGAAAUUUUUUAAAUAAAAAAAUUCUGUGCAGAUUAUUUUAUUUUAUUUUUUUCAUAUUUUUUAUAAGGUUUUAUUUUAGCCAUUGAAGAUUGUCCUCUGAUACAGAGCUCCAAAUCCACUGCAGAAAAACAAAAGCAAAUAGUAAAAUUUCGGGCUACUAGCAGCCUCCACUAGGGGGAGCUUUAAAGCUUGUUGCAUACUGUAGA